Bradysia coprophila is the source of this 1154-nucleotide messenger RNA. RefSeq lists its product as uncharacterized. The record is from RefSeq and is a predicted model, not a curated record. Lineage: Eukaryota; Metazoa; Arthropoda; Insecta; Diptera; Sciaridae.
AGUAACAUGAAGCUUAUCGUUACAUUAUUGGUCGUACUUAGUGUUGUGCAAGGAAGCCUUCAACAAUGCUGCCAAAGUUGUGGCGGCUGUGGUUGUGGUGGAAAUAGUGGACGUGAUGAUGAGAUCAUGGUGCUACUUUACAGAAUCUUGGAUCAAUUAUCAUCUACCACUACUACCACAAUGGCAUAUCCUGAAACAACUACAACAACUGCAUGGGCUACUUCUGAUCCUCAAACUACAACAAUGGCAUAUGAAAGCACAACUGCCUGGCCUUACUCGACUACAACUGCAACGGUUCCAGGGUAUCCAUCAACCACUUAUUCACCAACAUGGCCUACUACAACUGCAAGCGCUUCUUGGACUACAACUGCAACUUCCACUUAUUCACCAACAUGGCCUACUACAACUGCAAGCGCUUCUUGGACUACAACUGCAACUUCCACUUAUUCACCAACAUGGCCUACUACAACUGCAAGCGCUUCUUGGACUACAACUGCAACUUCCACUUAUUCACCAACAUGGCCUACUACAACUGCAAGCGCUUCUUGGACUACAACUGCAACUUCCACUUAUUCACCAACAUGGCCUACUACAACUGCAAGCGCUUCUUGGACUACAACUGCAACUUCCACUUAUUCACCAACAUGGCCUACUACAACUGCAAGCGCUUCUUGGACUACAACUGCAACUUCCACUUAUUCACCAACAUGGCCUACUACAACUGCAAGCGCUUCUUGGACUACAACUGCAACUUCCACUUAUUCACCAACAUGGCCUACUACAACUGCAAGCGCUUCUUGGACUACAACUGCAACUUCCACUUAUUCACCAACAUGGCCUACUACAACUGCAAGCGCUUCUUGGACUACAACUGCAACUUCCACUUAUUCACCAACAUGGCCUACUACAACUGCAAGCGCUUCUUGGACUACAACUGCAACUUCCACCUAUUCACCAACUUGGCCCACUAUAACAACUCCAGGAAGUGUACGUGAUCGUUACCAAACGAUGUUGCCAGGUCGAUAAUCGAAUUACUCGAUUGAAAGGGCUGUAGCAUAUGAGACUAUGAAAAUAGUACUAGUUACACAAAUGCCUCGCGCAUGGUAUGUCUAUUCCUUGUUGUAAACUCGAUCCAAUAAACAUUAUUUUAGAAA